Messenger RNA from Exserohilum turcica Et28A, 822 nucleotides. RefSeq lists its product as uncharacterized. Gene Ontology annotation, cellular component: proteasome core complex; nucleus; proteasome core complex, alpha-subunit complex. NCBI's taxonomy places the organism in Eukaryota, Fungi, Ascomycota, Dothideomycetes, Pleosporales, Pleosporaceae. The transcript is spliced from 4 exons. Bases 1 to 822 code for a protein of 273 amino acids. The record is from RefSeq and is a predicted model, not a curated record. Gene Ontology annotation, biological process: ubiquitin-dependent protein catabolic process.
AUGGCGUCCGGCUACGAUCGAGCUCUCUCCGUCUUCAGUCCUGACGGUCACGUCUUCCAGGUCGAAUAUGCGUUGGAGGCAGUCAAGAGAGGAACAUGCGCUGUCGGUGUCAAGGGCUCAGACAUAGUAGUACUCGGAUGCGAAAAGCGAUCAGCAAUGAAGCUGCAAGAUACGCGGAUUACGCCCUCGAAGAUCUGCCUCGUCGAUACCCAUGUCGCCCUCGCCUUUGCUGGACUCAACGCCGACGCCCGCAUCCUGGUCGACAAGGCCCGUCUGGAAGCACAAUCACAUCGCCUCACAGUUGAAGAUCCCGUCUCGAUAGAGUACAUUACAAAGUACGUUGCCGGUGUGCAGCAGAGGUACACACAGAGCGGUGGUGUGCGCCCGUUCGGCAUCAGUACGCUCAUUGUCGGCUUUGACCCCAACGACAAGACCCCGCGCCUGUACCAGACGGAGCCCUCUGGCAUCUACUCGGCAUGGAAAGCGAAUGCGAUUGGGCGGUCGAGCAAGACGGUGCGCGAGUUUCUCGAACGUAACCACAAAGAAGGCAUGGACCGGGAGGAGACGAUCAAGCUGACCGUCAAGUCAUUGCUCGAGGUGGUGCAGACGGGAGCGAAGAACAUUGAGAUUGCCAUUAUGGCGCCGGGCAAGGCCAUCGAGAUGCUGCCUGUCGAGGACAUUGAAAAGUACGUGGACAACAUCAACACGGAGAAGCAGGAGGAGGCGGCGAACAGGAGGCCCGGAAGGCAGCCCGGCACGGGACAGGCAGCCAUCCUGACGCGCCCGGCGGCAGGCGAGGGCUCGGGAGCGAGUGGCGCGUAG